Molecule: messenger RNA, 462 nt
Organism: Serendipita indica DSM 11827
Lineage: Eukaryota; Fungi; Basidiomycota; Agaricomycetes; Sebacinales; Serendipitaceae
Source: the annotation of a GenBank genome assembly
AUGCCAAUUCUCAGCGAGCAACAAGGAGUUUUGCUAAAUGAUGGAAUUACUCAAAGUUACAUCGCAGCCAAAAACCUUCCAAGCAGUGUAAAUGUGUCUGAAUUGACCAGAUUGUUUGACGCACCAGGGCUAGUUGCAAAUAUCAGGAUUCUUAAGAACCUAUACAAUCGACCAGAUGGACAGGAGUGCAAAGCGGCUGUCAUUGCAUAUUAUUCAGAGGAGACGGCAAUGAAGGCAUUACAGGAGCUAGAUGGGAACAUGGCUCUUGAUCUUUCAAAUCCAUUGGAACUGGAAUAUUUUGGUCCAGCUGACAAUAUAUCAACCGUGGAAAAGGAACUAGAAAAGAAGCUCCAAGCUCGAGAUGGGUUCAAUAGCAACCAUCAUUUCAUGGAUGAACGAGAGAUAGCGGCCAGUCUUGCAAUGCUCGCAGCUCAGAUCGGGGUAGCAGAAGAAAUACAAUGA